This is a messenger RNA of Punctularia strigosozonata HHB-11173 SS5, 3151 nucleotides long. RefSeq lists its product as uncharacterized. The coding region runs from base 133 to 3096 and encodes 987 amino acids. The record is from RefSeq and is a predicted model, not a curated record. Gene Ontology annotation, cellular component: cell cortex of growing cell tip; actomyosin contractile ring. Lineage: Eukaryota; Fungi; Basidiomycota; Agaricomycetes; Corticiales; Punctulariaceae. Gene Ontology annotation, molecular function: MAP kinase scaffold activity. The transcript is spliced from 11 exons.
AUAAAUCACGCUUGGACUUCUGUUAGUCGCCGAACGUCUCGUUCGGCCCAAUAUCGAUACUCAUCGCAUCUGACCCGCUCGCCAACACGUUCUCUUCAAGUUCGGCCUAGCCGCCCAUCUCGACACACAAUCAUGUCCGCUGUGAAACGACUGCCUGGAGGAGGCCCGAGGGGUGACAGGUCCGACAGCGGACCAUCGCGCGCACCCAGUCCGACAUAUACCGCGUUUAGCGGUAUCUCCAACUACAGAAACACAGGUUCGAUGCGAGACGCACCACCUCCCCUUCCCAGCUCCGACAGCCGCAACAUCGCACGCACACACUUCGAGGAACUCCGUGUAUACCUAAGGGAAUACCUCGCACGCGAACCUGCCAAUUCUCGUUCAGCAGCGCGCCAGAAGCUUACGAGAUUGACUCGACAACAGUUUCAAGAACUCUCCACGGAUGUGUACGACGAACUGCUGCGACGGAAAGCGAACGAUAAGGGCAGUGAAGUACCGUUCCUCCCCGUUCGCGACGAGUUCCACCCCAAACGCAACCAAGCCCGCCAGAAGCUUGCGACUCUCCCGACCAGCCGCUUCCAAGAUCUCAGUUCGGAUGUGUACUACGAACUCUCAAGGCGCUACCCUGAGUUCCUCAACGCACCAGAACCUCCUUCGCCAGCCUCAGAAUACGACGAACCAGUGUCACCUGAAUUGCCCAGCUCGCCGCCGCCUCCAGUGCCGAAGGGCCCUCGACGGCCGAGCGAAGACAUGUACGGCGGGCGGUCGAGUCAAGAGGGCUACUCCUACGGCGGACGGUCGAGCCAGGACCGCCGUCGCCCGUCCGAAGACCGCCGGUCAAACGCGCGUUCUGAGGACCCGUACGGAGGCGUGGAUGACGAUUCCUACUCACAGCCGGCCCCCGCCCGGCGCGGCCCCGCGAACUCAUUCCGCGACCCCAACGAACGCCGCCGGCCAAGCGAGGACUCCACGGCCAGCCGGCGCAAACCAAGCGCAGACACGUCGCGGUCGAUGUCGACCUUGCGCGAGCGGGAAAGGGAACGAGACAGAGACAGGGAGGGCAGCGUGGCGAGCGGGGAGCAGACGGCGAUGAGCGGAAUGGUGAUACCCAGCAAGAGCACGAUAGCGGAGGAAGAGAUCGAGGUGCCGUACGGUCGCGAUGGGGGAGAUGAGUACGAGCCGGACGAGAGCCCGCGCACGGCGCGCUCGCGAAACGGGCGGGAUCCGUUUGACAAGGAGCCUGAGCCGGAGACGGGCAGCGAGGGCGGGCUGAGCCCGCGCACGCCACAGCUGGGCCUCGGCGGGGGUGGGUUUGGUGGGCUGAGCGGGUUGAGUGCGAGGUUGCGAGAGGUUGGAGAGGACGAUGAGCCGGUUCCGGGGAGGGGAGGCGGAGCAGGAGCGAGCAGGGAGGUGGAGGAGCGGAUGAGGAGGGACUACGAGGCACAGAUCAAGGAGCUGCAGGGGAAGAUUAAGAGUCUGGAGCGAGAGGUGGGGGAUGUGCAGGAGCUGGAAAGCAGGGCAGCGGACGCGGAGGCGCGGGUGAGACAGCUCGAGGAUGAGCUUGAGAACAUGCGUCAGCGGACGGACGAACAGAGCGCGACGAUGAGGUCGCUCCGCCGUGAACUCGACGAGCUGCGCGAGGACCGGGCCCGGGACGCCGACGUUGCUGCACGGCGCGCGCAAGAAGAUGACGACGAGAUCCGGAUUCUGCGCGAGCGCUGUGAGGUCCUCGAGCAGGAACGGGGCAGCGGCGUCGGCGGGGCGGAUCAUCAGCUUGUGGCGCAGCUGCAGACAGAUAUGGAGGGCCUGCUCGUGGAGCUGUCUGACUUGAGUCGACGGAAUGAUGAGCUGAUGAACGCCAAGGACGCGGACCUGGCAGUCAUACGCGAUCUGGACGCACAGAUGAAGGAGUACAAGCGCAAGUACGAGCUUGCGAAGACGGAGCUGCGCAGUGUCAAAGCGACGUCCCAGCUGUUUUUGCAGGCACCGAGACAGGCAGAGGAUCAACUCCCGGUUUCGCGUGACGGUGGCAUUCUCGACAUCCAUGUUACCGCCUUCCUCACCGCCAUCGACGCGCUCCUUACUGCCGGCCGCUCUAACUCGCCGACGCGUGUGCUGACACCGAUGAAGGCUGUCGUGAACGCCGUCAGCGCGAUUCUAGACGACACGCGGGCUUUCGAGCGGCGCACUUCUCGCGACGUCGACGUUGAAGCCUUACGGGGUCUACAGGAGCGGUGCGAGGCGACUCUCGGUAAUCUCGUCGCGGCGAGCAAGACACACGCACAAAGUGCGGGUAUGUCACCCGUUAGCCUGCUCGACGCGGCAGCGAGCCACGUGUCGGCGACCGUCACGGAGAUCGGAAAGACCCUGUGCAUACGCAAAGCGACCAAGGCCGAGCAGGAACAGUUCGCGCCACUACCGGUGACGAGCCCGACUUCCGCGAGUAACGGGUUCUUGCCCUCGUUGCGGUCGAUUGAGGAGCGAGCCACCCGUGAGCGGACACCGAGCGCAUCAAGCUCGCGCAGAGGCGAUUACUCGUCGCCCGUGCCAUCGAUCGACGCACUUAUGUCCCCUUCGCGCAUGUUCGCCGCCACCAGAUCAGCAGAGGACAGGCGGCCUCCGCGCGAGCCGUCUGAGCGCUCAAGCUCGAACGCGAGCUCCCCUCCACCCAUAUUUGAUCAGGUGCCAUCCGCAGGACAUGGAGCGACAAGCGAUGAUUCCGGGCCAGCGGACGGAGACGGUACGGAAGAUGCUUGGCUUGAGCUCAAGCCGUAUUUGGAGGCACAGACCGAAUCCAUCGUAUACGCCAUCCAGAGCGUGUUGUCUGGUGUCCGAAGUCCGACGCCCCCGCCGACCCUCAAUGAAAACCUGACGCAGAUCAUUACGAUUGUCGCUAGCAUCGUUGCGGUCUGCAAGGAUAACCUCCCGCCAGCGUCGGCAGCAACCGGGAACGAUAUCCUCCGCGAGCUCAGCGACCACGCGAACAAGCUCAGCGAAGUGCAGUCCUUGCCGGAGCUCACGAAGGACUCGCGGCAGAUGAUGGCCAAAUCAAGCUUUGCCAUCGCGAAUGCGAUGAAGGGCCUGAUGAAACUGUAGUGCGCGUUUCUCCCCCAUGACUACUGUUCAUACACUAUUACCGCCAUCACGCGCU